Messenger RNA from Hemibagrus wyckioides, 1912 nucleotides. It is a transcript of the gene ing5a, whose product is annotated as inhibitor of growth family, member 5a. Gene Ontology annotation, molecular function: chromatin binding. The coding region runs from base 102 to 827 and encodes 241 amino acids. The record is from RefSeq and is a predicted model, not a curated record. The transcript has 8 exons. Gene Ontology annotation, biological process: positive regulation of apoptotic signaling pathway; positive regulation of DNA-templated transcription. Gene Ontology annotation, cellular component: nucleus. NCBI's taxonomy places the organism in Eukaryota, Metazoa, Chordata, Actinopteri, Siluriformes, Bagridae.
AAUAAUUAAUCGUAUACCAAUGUUGUUCUAUUUCAUGCGCGCUGGCGCUGACAGAAAAAAAAACAACACAAGCUACAUUUAAAACCUGAAGGUUGAUAAAAAUGGCGACGGCGAUAUACCUCGAACACUAUCUCGACAGCAUUGAAAAUUUGCCAUGUGAACUACAGAGGAACUUCACCCUGAUGCGGGAGCUGGAUAACAGGACAGAAGAAAAGAAGGGAGAGAUUGAUAAGCUUGCUGAAGAGUACAUCACAAAUGUCCGGAACCUCGCGUCUGAGCAGAGGGUGGAACAUCUGCAGAAGAUUCAGAGCGCCUACAGCAAAUGUAAAGAAUACAGUGAUGACAAAGUGCAGCUUGCCAUGCAGACUUAUGAAAUGGUUGACAAGCACAUCCGAAGGCUGGACGCAGACUUGGCCCGCUUUGAAAAUGAGCUAAAAGAGAAGCUGGAUGUCAGUGGUUAUGAGAGUCCUGAGAGUAGAGCACUAAAAAAAGGAGGUGGCAGAGGGCUUAAGGAUAAGCGAGGAUCCAAAGGCAGAGGAAGAAAAUGCUCAGAUGACGAUUCACCACGAAAGAAAAAAAUGAAAAACAGUCCUGAUUUCCAGGAGUCCCUCUUGCCAGUGCACCCAUCAGACGUCCUGGAUAUGCCAGUGGACCCCAAUGAGCCCACAUACUGUUUGUGCCAUCAAGUGUCAUAUGGAGAAAUGAUUGGAUGUGACAACCCUGAUUGUCCAAUCGAAUGGUUUCACUUCGCAUGUGUGGAUCUCACAACAAAGCCCAAAGGAAAAUGGUUUUGUCCGCGGUGCACCCAGGAUCGGAAGAAAAAAUAAGAUUUCUAACUCUGACUUUUAUACAUAACUGUAUGCAUAUAUAUAUAUAAUAUAUAUAUGUAUGUGUAUUUUGUCUAUGUGGUAAAAUAGGAUAUUAUGUACAGUAUAUAUAUCUCACUUUCUAUAUGACUAUGAUAAAGGAAAAGAGGGUCACAAUGAAACAAAACCUUUAUUUUUUAAUGUACUUGAAAAUGUGUCGUUUUGUUAAUUCAAAAAAAAAAAAAAAAGUUGAAUAUUGUACUGCAAGUAAUCCGGUACCUAUUUUAUUUUUAUUUUCUAUGGAAAGUGAAAGCUUAAAUGUGUAUAUGUACACACUUCUACUGAAUUAGUAACAUAGGAUUUCUUCCUAUAUGAAAUCAAAGCACCAAAUCUUUGCUCUUCAUUUUGCUGAAAUGUUGUUAAUGCACAAAAACAUUCACUGCAAAAGUUAAAGAUUUUAUUUGUAAAUGUCGAAGAUGCCACUUGCAGCUGUCCUGCUGGAUGUUGUACCUUUUAGAGGAAAAAGGUGAUUUCACUUGCGCUCAGAUUUUGACGUGACUACUUCUGUAACUCCAUCCAGAUGAACACCAGCUUAUCUGUGUUAUGUGUGUACUAUCAUCUGCUGCUUUGGCAGAAUCUGACAUUUCCUCCGCCAGGAUUCGGGUCAGCUGCCCUGCCAUGUCGUUUUGUUCAUUAAGAAUACUCUGGCCAUGCGUGUGUCUUAUUCCUCACGGAAAUAAGAGGACCAAAAAGAAAAGAAUCCAUAAAGAAUUUAGUGUUUCAUUUUUAACUGCAAAUGCAAAUCAUCUUUGAUGGGUUAUUUGUGAUGUUUGUAUGUCAAUCAUAAAUUAAUUCCCUGAAUCAAUACCCUUAUGAGAUGCUUUAUUACUUUGUAAAUGAGUGUAAAGUAAAUGAAGCAAAGUGUUUUUUUAUGAUUACAUCCCUACAGUCCUCACGCUGGUCAAAGUGUGAAAAUGGUCUGCAGCAUGGAUUUUAUCUACUUUUAACUGAACUAAAAAUCUAAUUGGAAAAGUUUCUGGUUUAAGUUUAGAUUUAUUAGUUAUUACACCUUUUGUGUAGGGUUUCAGGCACUUCUUUCAUUUCAC